Molecule: messenger RNA, 1520 nt
Organism: Bursaphelenchus okinawaensis
Lineage: Eukaryota; Metazoa; Nematoda; Chromadorea; Rhabditida; Aphelenchoididae
Source: the annotation of a GenBank genome assembly
AUGCUUCGCAGAUUGAUCAGUACAGGCAGGGCGGUUCGAAUACCUCAACGAAAUGCUCAAACACAGCUUAAAGGAAGCGUGGACAAGGCUGUAGCAUACUACAAUGAUGUGAUUGGCAUUACUGAAGUUACACAAGCUAAAAAGGAUGUCAUUGUUGUAAGUUAUUCGGUUUAUGUUUUUUAUUUUAGGUACAAAGUAUAAAAUAGUACUUUUGAGUGGUCUUCAAGUUACGUAGAGUACUUUGACAUUUUAUUAUUGUGUUAGCGGUUAUAAAACAUUCUACAGUAAUUAUUUACAUUUUUGUAGUGGGAACAGCGUUUGAGUGAUGCUCAACUUUCCAGAAGACAGAAACAGUUUGAUUUGAGGAAGAUUCAGACGAGGUUAAAGGAAAUACACAAUGAACUAGAUCGAACACCUCGUGGACAAGAUAGAUACUUGCACUUGAUUACAGAAGAGCACGAGAAUAUAAAGAAAGAACAAUCGUUGAUGGAGGAGUUUGAAAUGUUGGAGAAUAAUGAGCGAGAAGCUUUUCAUCAGCUUUCAAAUAAGGUAACAAUUUUAUGUUUUGAUGUUUACUUUUCUCUUUGAAAGUAGAUUUUGUAUUGAUACUAUAUAAAUACAUUUUCUAGAGGUUUUAAGUUAAUAUACUUCUUAUUUCUUAAUUUCUACAUAAAAUAGAUGUUUUAGGUGCGAGUAAGUCAAGAAAAAGAACGAGAACGCGAAGAACGAACAAAGUAUUGGUCUUUAACAGCUUCGCUAAUUGGUGCUUUGCUUGGAAUUGUUGGUACAUCAAUAGGUAACGAGCUAAGAAUGAGAAAGUUCAGAGAAAUGUUACCAACCUCUUCUGAAGUUCGGCCGCUUCUGGAGGAAAUUGCUUCUAUAACCCAUAAGGAACAGACUCAGGUAAAUAACUGUAUUCUAGAGGUUGAGGAGGUUCUAAUGAAUAUAAUUUUUAUAUUUUUGAGGAAAUUUUUGAAGUUGUUUAUUUUAAUGUUAUUAUUUGCUAUUUUGAAGAUAUUGUUUUAGAUAGGUAACUUUAUAAACGAGCUAAAACGAGUAUUCGAACUACAGUCUCCAAAGCUGACUGAAGUAAAGAUAGAGAAGCCAGAUGGAAAUUUGGAAGAAUUUGUGAAGAUAAUAAAGGAUCAGGUUAGAAGUUUGCGAAUUAUCCUUUAUACGUGUAAUUUUGUUAUCUAAAAACUUUAAAUUUAUUAUAAAAUUAUCGAAUUAUUUAUCAAUUCCAAUCUAAACCAAUAUAAAUCAAUUUUUUUUUCCAGAACUCCCAGCUGAACUCUCAAUUAGUCGAACUGAAACGUCUUCUCUCCUUGAACAAGGCUUUGGACGCUGAUCCGAAUGCUGUAGUAUAUGUUGGAGAUGAGAUGGAACUGUUGCUCAAGAAGACAGAAGAGAACAUAGAAUCCAAGAUGAAGUUACAGACUCUGCUGAUAGUGGUACUAGCUUACGGUAUUGUGGGAGUAGCUGCACCCCUACUGUAUUUGUGGUACACUAGAGACUUGUAA